Messenger RNA from Vitis riparia (riverbank grape), 1730 nucleotides. RefSeq names its product linamarin synthase 2-like. The transcript has 2 exons. Gene Ontology annotation, molecular function: UDP-glycosyltransferase activity. NCBI's taxonomy places the organism in Eukaryota, Viridiplantae, Streptophyta, Magnoliopsida, Vitales, Vitaceae. The record is from RefSeq and is a predicted model, not a curated record. Bases 180 to 1622 code for a protein of 480 amino acids.
AAGUAGCAACUAAUGGUUGAACUGCCAGAAGGUCUGCAUGCUCCUAUCAAUCUCGCAACACUCAAAAAAGCAUCAAGCAUGAUUAAAAAUCAUGAAUAUUGAAGAAACUCUUCUAUAUAAGUGAGGGAAGCUUUCUCAGAGGCCUUGGAUUUCAUCUUCAAUCUUUUACUUUGCCAAAAAUGGAUCCAAAGGUUAUGGGAAAGCCUCAUGCAGUGUGUGUACCGUUCCCAGCACAAGGCCAUGUGAACCCCAUGAUGCAGGUGGCCAAGCUUUUACACUCAAGAGGCUUCUACAUCACCUUUGUCAACACUGAGUUCAACCACAGACGCUUGGUUCGGAGCAAAGGGCAGGAGGACUGGGUUAAGGGCUUUGAUGAUUUCCGGUUCGAAACCAUACCAGAUGGGUUGCCACCAUCUGAUCGUGAUGCGACUCAAGAUCCUUCUAUGCUCUGUUAUUCCAUUCCAAAGCACUGUCCGGCUCCGUUUCAAAAUCUAUUAGGUAAGCUGAAUUCAUUGCCAGAAGUGCCUCCAGUUACACGCAUAGUUUCAGAUGGGGUCAUGAGUUUUGCCAUAAAAGCCGCAGAAGAACUAGGUAUACCUGUGGUUCAAUUCUGGACUGCUUCAGCUUGUGGCUUCAUGGGAUAUCUGCACUAUUCUCAACUCAUCCAAAGAGGAAUUGUCCCAUUCAAAGAUGAGACCUUCAUUAGCGAUGCCACUCUUGAUACACCUAUAGAUUGGAUACCAGGCAUGCCAAACAUCCGACUCAAGGACAUCCCAAGCUUUAUUAGAACCACAGAUCCCAACGACACCAUGCUUAAUUACUUGGGAGAUGAAGCACAGAAUUGCUUGAAAGCUUCAGCAAUCAUCAUCAACACGUUUGAUGCUUUCGAACAUCAAGUAUUAGAAGCAAUAGUGUCAAAGUUCCCUUCCAUUUACACUAUAGGCCCGCUUUCAUUGCUCACUUCUGUCGCCCCCAAGAGCCAGUUAACUUCAUUUAGGCCAAGCUUGUGGGUGGACGAUACAACAUGUCUUGAAUGGCUUGACCAAAGAGAACCCAACUCAGUUAUUUAUGUGAAUUACGGGAGCGUGACGGUGAUGUCUGAUCAGCACUUGAAGGAGUUUGCAUGGGGGCUUGCCAACAGUCAAUACUCAUUUCUAUGGAUAGUUCGACCCGAUGUUGUAAUGGGGGAUUCCGCAGUAUUGCCUGAAGAAUUUCGUGAGGAGACUAAGGAUAGAGGAUUGCUAGCGAGCUGGUGUCCACAAGAACAAGUGCUCUCUCACCCAUCUGUUGCUGUUUUUCUAACACAUUCUGGGUGGAAUUCUACACUGGAAACUAUAUGUGCAGGCGUGCCAGUGAUUUGCUGGCCAUUCUUCGCAGAGCAACAAACCAAUUGUCGAUAUGCAUGUACAGAGUGGGGGAUUGGUAUGGAAGUUAAUCAUGAUGUAAAGCGCCAUGACAUUGAAGCACUUGUUAAGGAAAUGAUGGAAGGGGAAAAAGGGAAACAAAUGAAGAAAGCAGCUAGGGAAUGGAAGAAGAAAGCAGAAGAAGCAACUGGUGUCGGAGGGUCAUCUUACAAUAACUUUGACAGACUCAUCAAGGAAGUUCUGCACCAUGGAUCAUAAAUAAACCAAGUAGGGGCAAGGCAGAAGUAAUCUGCAGCAUUUGAAUCAUAUUUACCAUGUUGAAAAUUUUUCGACAGUGAAGAUUGUUUUUAAUAUUUCGAAUUUGAA